UUUCAGAACCACUGGUCUAGAUAAUACUUAGUCCUGCCGUGAGUGCAGGGGACUGGACUAGAUGACCUCUUGAGGUCCCUUCCAGUCCUAUGAUCCUUUGCAAAGGACUGGAGAAUAAGAGAAUGAAUGGUGGUUCCUCUACUCCGUCCUUGUACGUGAUGGCAGGAUUGACUUGAUCAUCCCAAGACAGUGCCUGAAAGAUCACUGCUCUAGCCUAGAAAAUCUGGAGGGAUGGGGAUUCUACAUCCACCGGUGGCAGCUUACUCCAGGGCUGUCGCUGAGCCUUUCCUGGUCACUGUUCCGUGUACACGGCUUGGUCCUUGAAGCUUUGGUGACUAGUACUCAUGGCCCCUGUGUGCCGGCCCCUGCUAGUCAGCUGUGCAGGCUCUGAUCUGUGGUGGAACAAAGGCCGCUCUCAGAAUCACACGAGCAAGCAGCCAGCGAUCGCAGAUCAGACAGAAUCGAAGCUAAAAUGCUUCCUGGCUCUGCAACGGUGCAAACCGCUCAGAGUUUGAAUUGAUCUAAACUCAGAAGUUUCAACUUACUGACCUGAAAUGGUCAUAACUUUAACACCCUGUAACUGAUUUUCUUCAAUCUUGGCUUAUUUUGACUUAAAAACCGAAGUAUGUCUGACAGUGUGAGCUGCAGCAUGUGGGUGUGUGAGAAGUGCGUGUUAUGCAAGGUGUUAACAGACAGUUUGGUGUAAUGAGGCCAUGUGUUGAAAUGUAAGCAAAAGGGAGUAGCAGAGUUGAGUAGGUUGAGUCUUCUGCCUUCAGUGCUGUCCCCCACUUCAUAAGCUUGUUGCUGGGUGAAUGGCAUCUUGUUGCAUGGACUUGCUGUGUAGAGUCAAGGGAGCUGUCAGUACUCAGCUAUGAGAAGCAACAGGUUACCUGGAAGUGGGGAAAGCCCUACCCUGCUGCUGGAAAUGCUCUAUCCUAGACUUCAUGUGUUCCCCCUCAAAUCUACAUAAUCCAGCUGUUCCCCCAAUGUCCCUUCCCUGGGGUCAGCAGUGCGGCAAGGGAGUUUUGUACUGAGAACGUGGCAGCCGGUGAACAGACAGGCUCUGAGCCUGAACCAUUCCAUGUAGCCGCGUCGCUGCUCUGGAAGCCCGCUGGGCUCCUCGGCCAGGCUGACGGAAGUGAUGAGGAGUUAGCUCAGACUGCCACGAGGCAGAAGGAGGCUUUCAAACAUCAGUAAUGAUCAUAAUAGCUUCCCCCUUUCUGCGGUGUGGUGCGUUGCAUCUCUCAAAGCACUGCCCAGAAGAGAAGGAUUGGUCCCCCACCGGGGGAGAUUUGAAGCGGAGAACCUGGGACCUGCCCAAAUCUGCAAAGGGAGGUGGUAUCAGAAGAGAUCCGGUUCUUGGGUGUUCCUGGCUCCAGUCCUGUGCUUGGGCCAGUAAGUGACUCAGCGUCAGUCUCUGCCCUCCUCCUGCUUGGAGAGCUGCAGCUGGGUGGGGCUUUGCACAGACAUCCUUCGCCACGCAGCGUAGGGAAUGUUUUCAUUGAAGGGUUUGUGUGUGUGUAUGAAGUCAUGUGCCAACGGUUGUUAAACAUGGGCCUCAUUAAACAUGCAGUCUGUUCCUUUGCAUUAUCGUGUGAAUUUCCUUCUGCAUGUUCCCGGCCAACGUGGCCAGACUUGCCUUUCCUGCGUUCGUAACUUCCACUUGCUGACUGGCCUCCGUCCUGUCCUCAAAGGCCUCUUCUCUCAGCUGCCCUCCUCCGACUGGUCUAGUUUCAGUCAUGUUCAGACUGAUUCUACUGGCAACAAAAAGCUGUGUUGGAAAGACUGGGCUGUGUUCACUCAGCCUGCACACACUGUUCCUACUCACAGCUAUGGCCGCGCCCACGAGGAGCCAACGAAACCAUCGCUGAAGGCAGCAUGGCGUCCUGUGGCUCGGGGCCGGGAGCUGGCAUUCUUGGCUCGGAGACUCCCUUCCUCACUCUAGGCCUUAGUUUCCCCCUGCUGUAGCAUGGGGAUCAUGUUCGCCCACGUCGCGGAAGUGGGGCGCCAACUGUAAAGCGCUGUAUGUGACGGUGUUGUCACCCGAGCAGGGGAAGUUGAGUGGCACUGAAACAAUGGGUUAAAUUCAGAGCGGUUGGGAGAGGUGAUGUAAGCCGUGCACCCACGCAUUGGGCCGAGCGGCUGUGAGGUGCCUGCUCAGUGAAGGUGUGAGUGAAAGGAAGCAGGGGAGGGGGCGGCUAGUGUUGAAUUUUGCACCUUUUACACCGUCUUAGGGGUUGUUGGUUUUUGGCAACGUUCCUGCCUGGCCCCUCAGCUGUGAGUUAUGUCAGCCCCACCCCCUCCCUGGGUGAUGAUGUGGGGAUGGGUCUGGGGUGAUGCGACAUGCAGAGAGAGAGGUGACUUGUCCCCUCUUGCAAUCCCUGUGGACCGGGUAUCUAAUCCCCACCUCGAUCCAGCCAUGGUGGCUUCAGGGUGCUCUGGGAAGCUGCUGGGCAUCAAGGGAAGACUUCUGCCUCGGCCCCUUUGUGAGAUAGUGGGAGGCUGGCUGGGCGGGUUGCUCCAGGCACGCUCUCCAGGCUGCUACCCCCUCCCCGGGACAGGGGUGUGGAACAAACCAAACAAGCAAAGGUUACAGCCGCAGUUCAGUCAGCAGCAACCUGCGAGGGAGAGAGGCUCCCGGGUGCUGAGCGCCACCACCGCCUGCAGGAGCCCAGCCCAGGAGGAGGAGCUGGGCGGCUUUUUGCUCUGGAAUCAACAGAAGAGGCUCCAGCCGGCAUGGAGGUGACGAGUCAAGGGAACAGCGCGUCAGCGCUGUCCAACGACAAGAUCUUUGUGCUGACUCACGUCUACCUGGCAGCCUUAUCUCUGAGUCUCGUCGGCAGCGGCUCGGUCCUUGCUGUAUCCACCCUCAGGAGGAGAUGCUUCCACAGCCAGCUGCGCCCCCUCUUCCUGCUGUCCCUGGCAGACUUCCUGGCUGCCUUGGUGCUGAUCAUCACGGCUGCCAUCCAGCUCCUUCCAGCCCAGCGCUUUGUCCUGGCUUACGAGUUCUGCCCCUACGGCCUGAUGCUGGCCAUGAUGUUCUACGCGAUCUCCUUCCUGAUGGUCAUUGUCUACGCGUACGAGGUGAACCGCACCAUCCAUGGCUGGAGAGUGACGCACGUGAUAGCUCUGCAGGAGAGGCGCAGGUGCACGGAGAGGGCACAGCACUGCCUGCCCUAUGUCCUGGCCUGGCUGCUCCCCGCCCUCACGUUCCUGGGCCAGCUGCUGUUGAGAGGCGCGUCGGUGAGAGACAUCGCUCCCAUGUCCAUCGAACCCGUCCGGCCCCGUCCGGCCAACCACUCCCGAGGGGCCGACAGUCUGUACUGCUCCAGCUGCCUGAUCCUCAUCCACCGCUCCCAGGACGUCUGCGAUAAGUACGCAGGGGGGAAGGACACUGGCCUGGAGAUGAAAAUCAUCUUCUUCAUGUACCUGCUGCUGGUGCUCAGCUGCAGCACAUUCCUCUACUGCAGGGUGAAGCUCUGGUGCAGGAGGAACAGUGAGGUGCGGUUUCUGAACAUGGAGAAUGACGGCUUCGCCAGCAGGAACAUCCAGAGCGUGUGCAAAAUUUCUCGCUGCUUCCAGCUGGUUUUCCUGAUCUGCUGGACACCAGCCUUCCUGCUCAGCAUCCUCUCCUUCACCAGCAUCAAGCCCACCUCCAUCUUUGCACUUCAUGUUGCCGUGGCCCUGACCAUGUCCCUCCAAGGGCUCCUGCACAGUUUGGUCUACGGCUGGCUGCGGCAGAACUUCCGCCAGGAGGCUCUGGGGGAGACGCUCCCCUUGAGAUACUACCCCGGCCUCAAAGCCUUCUAUGACGAAUCGUUUGGUGUUGAGGGCUAGGAGAGUGCCUGCAUCGUUCUCUGCUGCUCGCUGGGCCCCACGUCUGCAGCAGUCGCUGGGCAUUUCGGAGGAGCACUACAAAGCUUCUCUCCUCACUGGGGGCUGUUCCCCCUGGACACUGCACCAGGCAAUGAGGAAUCAGCCCUGUACUGACUCUGUGGGGCAGCCUUCCUGGAACACAGGGACCUGCACUGAUUUCACCACCCUUCUGGCUCACGAGAAAUAACUUUGCAAACACGGCGUUAGAGCCACACCUGCUCCUGGAAGCAAGUUAGCCAAAGCAGCAACAUCGUUCGCAACUGGUGUGUGACCAACUGUGGUUUGCUUAAGGGCAGUUAAAGGCCCAGAGCUGAUGCUGGCUGCAAGGGAGAAGAGGCCAAGGCCUCAUUUAAAUUCCCUCCCACCUGCGCUGCUGUCCUUCCCUCAUCUCUAAAGUAGCUUCUGCAAAAGGCUGGGAGGGAUGGACAGCCUCCCCUCCCCGCCGGGGGGGACCCUGGGGCUGCUGCAGGCCUCUGAGCCAGAAGGGAGCUUGAAGGAACCGUGGCUCUCACUAGGACAAGGCCAUAGGAUGUAGAGUAGAAGCUCUGUGGAGCAAUUCUCUUGCACAAUGGAUUGAUUCCAUUUACUGUGGGGCCGAGAGCCCCAGUCAUGGAGCAGGACCCUGUCGGUGCCAGGCAGUGUACCCAGCUGUGUGGGUGUUCAUGGCUUGGGAACAGCCUGUAUUAAUUGAAACAACAUGAAAGGAGAUAACGGGGGUGCAGAGACUACUGGCAAUUGAAUUUUAAUUGUGGCUGGCCCGAGGCGGCAGUAGAGUUUGCUUGGCCCUCAAGCCCUGUCUCUACUCACUUGAGAAUAAAAAACCUUAACCCUUUCUGCCCAAGCUGGCCUCACCU
Messenger RNA from Trachemys scripta elegans, 4730 nucleotides. RefSeq names its product transmembrane protein 116-like. Gene Ontology annotation, cellular component: plasma membrane. The transcript is spliced from 12 exons. Gene Ontology annotation, biological process: adenylate cyclase-activating G protein-coupled receptor signaling pathway. The coding region runs from base 2737 to 3837 and encodes 366 amino acids. NCBI's taxonomy places the organism in Eukaryota, Metazoa, Chordata, Testudines, Emydidae. Gene Ontology annotation, molecular function: G protein-coupled receptor activity. The record is from RefSeq and is a predicted model, not a curated record.